Molecule: messenger RNA, 1777 nt
Organism: Alternaria rosae
Lineage: Eukaryota; Fungi; Ascomycota; Dothideomycetes; Pleosporales; Pleosporaceae
Exons: 3
Coding region: 359-1627 (422 amino acids)
Molecular function (GO): protein binding
Source: RefSeq, a predicted model, not a curated record
CUCUGACUGGCUUCUUUAUCAGCGGUCCGGCAAAUCCGCCGCGUUUCAGAGUUUAUCCCUCGUGGCCAUGUGGCUUGGACCGGGCCUCGUACCAUGCCUGUCGUGUUUACCGAUGCCCGAACACUGGGAAAGCUAAGGCCAAUCUGUUCUGCAUCUCAUCAUGGCCGUCCAGUUUCGCUCCUGACAACUCCACCUCCUUACCCAACGUCUCUCGCCUACACUUUUUGUGCUACCAAAGGAUGCUGCAGUCUUUAUUGCGAUAAUGAAGUUUCAGACGUUGACGUAACGCAACGAAAACGCGCGCUGAGCGCUGCCGCUUCCACGAGGCUGUGUUUAGCCUGGAUUGGCCGAUCGCGAUAUGGCCAUGGAGAAGUUUCAGAGAGGCCACCCAGCGCCCGAGCGGGUGAGGAACCGAUCGGGAUCUGGGACUGUGACGGGGGACAAGGUGAUCGCGAAGAAGAGAUCGAGUUUGGGCAGGGCGGCAGGUGGUUUUCAGAGUAGAUUUCUUGCGUCGCUACGGAGUAAGAGGAAGAGUGGUGCAGACGAGGAGCUAGAGCCGAGCCCCUCGAGCCCGUUUCUGGAUGCGUUGUUUCGGUUGCCAGAUGAACUCCACAUUUAUAUGCUGCGCGAGCUGUGCGUCGCGGAUCUACUUGCUUUGAGAAGAACGUCGCGCGUGCUCAACAUGCUUGUGACAGAGAACGCACCUGCGAUUGUGCGCUACUGGGUGAAGAACCGGCUCGGCAAUCUUCAUCUACAACUUUAUCCGGCUCCAAGACCGGACGCGAUCGACUUCCCAUUCUUACUCACUAUGAGACGGCGACACAUAGCGUCCAUCAGGUUGACACGUCAGCUUGCCAAUCACCUUGUAGGGGAGCCAACCGAACAGAAGCAGCUGUGGACAUCGGUGUACGAGAGGAUGCUGCCCCUGGUCUUUGGGGUAGGCUACUUUCUAGAUGAACAUCGACGACUGCUUCUGGAAAGAGAUCUUGGCCACAUUCGACCACGCUCCUGUAUUGGCUAUCACGUCCGUACGACGGGUGGUAUCAGUAGCCAAGAAAGGAAGAUCUUGAAGAACCUGGAUGCACCUCUGCGACUUCAGUACUUCUACAUGUACUCUUUCAUUGUGCAGGUACUGCUUCGAAAGUUGAGACCUUGCAGUCGUGCUGGAGCAGUGGAAAAAUUCCUGCGGGGAUUUUCAAACCAGCCUGCCUGCUCAGAGGAUGUGGCUUUCUUCCUCAUACUUGGUGGCAUCGGGCAAGUUGCAAAGCUCCUCGCUUACCCGGUAUAUAGCGAGCGGCGAAGAUAUCUCCUAACGUACAGAGCUCACAUGUCGCCGCAUACGAGUAAAUGCUGGAGAAAGCACUGGAAGGAUGCUGGUGUGGUUUCACCUGCGUUACUAGACGAUAUCCCUUGUACACAGAUUGGCAUAACACAGCUUGAUCAGGUCUGGGCUCCACUGAUAGCCCAGAUGAUGGAGACGGGGGCGAGAGACUUUACAGAACAGGAAAGGAUACGCUACGAGGAACUGAAGAUGUCGAAGAAGUUCAUCAACGAAGUAAUGGGGUAUGAUAUCCUGCGAGGUCGGGCUGCUGACGGAGGCGACUUGGAUGAUGAGCACGAGCCAUGAGAGCGAGUUAGCAUGUACAGCACCAAGAGAAGACAUUGUAGCGGCCAAACUCUGCACCUUCCUCUGUAAGAAUUGACAUAUGUCGGUUGCCGUGCAAUUUCCGCUUUGCAGCGGUUGUUGAGGCUUGUACUUGGCCGGUCGCGUAGCGCG